AUGUCACCCUACGAUGAGGUUGUCCUCAAUGAGACCGCGCCAUCCCUUAACCAAUACCUUUCUGAAUCAGCCAAAGCCCUCGCCCUCGCCCUCACCCUUACCCUAGCAUCCGAGUUCAUUUCCAAGGCACUUGACAUUAUUGAGCACAGAAAUGCCGAAGAGAGGAAGCAAUGGGAGGCUGCCAACCUGGAUUUCUAUACCAAGCUCUAUGAGAAGCACUUCAAUGGAGAGAAUGUGACAGAGAUCAAGUCUUUGCUCUACACCACAUGGUCUCAGGAGGUGGAAGAUCAUUACGCAAACUAUGUCGGUACCGAAGGUUAUGAAGUAAUCAAGUAUCUUAGAUUGGCAUACCAAGCAUUGUGCGAGGGUGACACGAGACCAACUUUGACCCAAUCUUCAAUCACAACAAAGGAGAGAGGCGCCAAGAAGAAGGGAAAGGCAGUGGAUGGAAUGGAUAUUAAUGCCAGCGGAAAACCACCAAAGCCUCCAGUGUCCCAGGUGAUCAAGAAGUUCUUAAGACGCAAGUUUACGAUCAUCGAGCUAAUCACCACCUACAAGAAGGAGUUCCUCAAGAAUGACAUCAGUGUGGGAAUAUCAUCGGGCACGAUGAUCAUUCCCCAGUCGAUGGCCUAUGCCAUGCUGGCUGGCCUGCCACCCAUCCUUGGUCUGUACACCGCCUUCGUCCCAUCAUUCGUAUAUUGCUUCUUUGGCAGCUCCAAGCAUUUGGCUGUCGGACCACUUGCCCUCAUGUCCAUCAUGGUGGGAGCGGCCGUCCAAGGUCAGAACCCAACCGAUGAGCAAUACGUCCCCUACGCAAACCUCCUCGCCGUAAUGGUGGGAAUCAACUACCUCAUUAUGGGCUUCCUACAACUCGGAUAUCUAAUCAACUUCCUUUCCAGACCUGUCCUAAGUGGAUUCACAUCGGCAGCAGCGAUCAUCAUUAUACUAAGCCAGACUAAUUUCUUGUUUGGUAUCAAGGGUGGCAAUCAAGAGUACGCAUGGAAGUAUGUGUUGGAGAUUAUCAAGAAUCUACCCGAUACCAAUUGGAUAUCUGUUGUUCUUGCCAUAAUCUGUUUCGCUUUGCUCUACAUCUUUAAGAAUCAUUUCAAGAUGAUUCCAAAGACUACCAUCCCUAUCCCUGCACCAUUGAUCCUUGUAGUACUUGGCCUACUGGCAUCAUACUUUAUCGACUUGGAGGGCAAGGGAUUGUCCGUGGUCGGUCCCAUCCCAUCAAGCUUGCCAACACCCUUUGGCCAGUUCAAGUACUUUGACACCAACGUAGCCCUAUCACUCUACAAAGAGGCUAUAAUCAUACCAAUUAUUGGAUUGAUCGAGACGGUCAGUGCUGCCAAGGCCGCUGCCAACAAAUGUAAAUACGAACUAAGCUUGAAUAGCGAGCUGAUUGGACUUGGCAUGGCCAAUUUGUUUGGUUGGGUGUUCCAAGCCUACCCAUGCGCAGGUGCCUUUGGAAGAACCUCGCUGCACGUAUCGUCUGGCGCCAAGACCCAGCUGACCACAAUCAUCUCAGUGGUGGUCGUCGGCCUCACUCUGCUCUUCUUGACUCCAGUGUUCUACUACCUUCCCAAGGUCGUCCUGGCUGCCAUCGUCAUCUUUGCAGUCAUGCAACUGAUCGAUUUGGGCGAGAUUCAACUUUUGUGGAGGAUCAACAAGAUUGACAUGAUGCUGUUGUUGGUCGCCUUUUGGACAACGAUCGUCUUGGGAGUCCAGGCCGGUAUCUCCACAGCAGUGGUACUCUCACUCAUUCUUGUAAUCUACCAGAGCUCGCGGCCCAACACAUAUAUCUGUGGACGUAUCCCUGGAACCACAACCUACAACGAUAUCGAGCUUUACCCAGAGGCCAUCACCGAGAACAACGUGGUCGUCUACCGAUUCGAUGCACCCAUUCUCUUUGUCAACGCUUACUACCUUCGUAAGCAAUUGAAGAAGAUUUAUAAGAACGAGGACGAGACAAAGAACCCGAAUGUUUCGGCGAUCGUUCUGGAUUGCUCAUCAGUAUCAUACAUCGAUUCGACUGGUAUCAAGUAUCUGAGGGAGUUGAACAGGGAGCUGAACGACUGUCAGAUACCAUUGGCAUUCGCCGACGUCAGAGCCAAUGUUGUGGAGCUUCUCAAGAUCUCUGGAGUGUAUCGCGAUCUUGGAGGUGACCACUUCUUUGUGCGAGUGCACGACGCUGUGAUGACUGCGCGAACUCUAAUCAUUCGUCCACUCGUCGAGCCAAAGCAAGGUCUCAGCCUAACAUGCUUCAAGAAGCGUGAUGGUCAAUACACAGAGUUGUAUUAA
Messenger RNA from Acytostelium subglobosum LB1, 2301 nucleotides. RefSeq lists its product as hypothetical. The transcript is spliced from 7 exons. Gene Ontology annotation, biological process: transmembrane transport. The coding region runs from base 1 to 2301 and encodes 766 amino acids. Gene Ontology annotation, cellular component: membrane. Gene Ontology annotation, molecular function: secondary active sulfate transmembrane transporter activity. Lineage: Eukaryota; Evosea; Eumycetozoa; Acytosteliales; Acytosteliaceae. The record is from RefSeq and is a predicted model, not a curated record.